CUUGAAGGGACUUCGUGCUGCCUGGUCCAUGUACAAAGUGUAGAUAAGAUGGAAAGGUGUGAGGCUCUUCGAGGUUAUAGGUGAGGUGCCAAAUGCUUCACCGAAGGCGGGUGUUAUUGGUGGCCUGUUCACGAAGGUUCCUUUUGCGGCAUGACGAAGGCCCAAAACUUUUCUGCCCCUCGGUGGGGCAAAUUCGGUCCUGGGUGGCACCCCUGUCCAUUUCAGCCCUACGAGGCUCCGCUGAACAAAAAGUAGCAGUUCAACACCGUCUGAGGUGGCCCGGAGAGAUAUCAGGCCUGCUAAAGCUGGCAUUAUACGAAUUUGAAUAACACACCAGCGGUGCUGAACAAGCAUGCAGAAGCACGGAAAUAGUCUGUAACUCAAGGAUAGGAAGCUUGGAAUCAGAAC
Molecule: messenger RNA, 408 nt
Organism: Mytilinidion resinicola
Lineage: Eukaryota; Fungi; Ascomycota; Dothideomycetes; Mytilinidiales; Mytilinidiaceae
Exons: 1
Coding region: 93-329 (78 amino acids)
Source: RefSeq, a predicted model, not a curated record